AUGCAAGAUUUUGAUAUCGAUUCGAUUCAUUCAAAAUCAUGUUUAGUUUCUUCCAAAUCAUCAUAUAUUUCAGAUGAUGGAUUUGUUGUUCUUGAUAAAAAAUGUUCAGAUUGUAAAGAAAAAAAAUGUAUUUGUGUUAGACUAAAUAAUAUUAUACCAAAUUAUAUAACUAAACAAAAUGCAUUUUUAACUAAUGGUGUUUCUAUCUAUAAGGAUGAAGAAUUACGAAUGGAUGAUAAUUUAUCAUUAUACAAAGAAACAUUAGAAAAAAUGAAAAAAAAUGGAUUUUCUGUUGAUGCUCUUUUUACACAAGUUUGUGCAGAAAUCAAAAUUAACAAAAAUUUGUUAAAUGAAAAUAAAGAUAAUAUUAGUAAAUUUGAAAAAAAUAUAUGUAAUUUUAGUCUUCUUAUUAUUGUUAAUGAAGAUAAAAAAGUUUGGAUCAGUCAAC
Molecule: messenger RNA, 448 nt
Organism: Cetraspora pellucida
Lineage: Eukaryota; Fungi; Glomeromycota; Glomeromycetes; Diversisporales; Gigasporaceae
Source: the annotation of a GenBank genome assembly